Messenger RNA from Tricharina praecox, 1283 nucleotides. RefSeq names its product mitochondrial distribution and morphology protein 10. The record is from RefSeq and is a predicted model, not a curated record. Lineage: Eukaryota; Fungi; Ascomycota; Pezizomycetes; Pezizales; Pyronemataceae. Bases 60 to 1109 code for a protein of 349 amino acids. Gene Ontology annotation, biological process: mitochondrial outer membrane translocase complex assembly; phospholipid transport; protein insertion into mitochondrial outer membrane. The transcript has 3 exons. Gene Ontology annotation, cellular component: ERMES complex; SAM complex.
AAUCAAUUGACCCCGCCAACCCCUCACCAGUGCGCGUGCUCCCCGGCCGCAAUCCAGAGAUGCUCAACUUUAUGGACCUUGUCCAGAACGCGUUCUACAGCACGACGCGAUGGAACACCGACAACAGCUACUCGACCCUCAAUGCAUCGACACGGGCGCUCCUCGACUUCGCGACCCCGCGGGGGCUGCGGAUGAACCUGUCCUCGCUCGCGACGCAGCACUUCGCGACGUCCUACACCCUCGGCUCGCUCUCCGUAAUCGACGGUAGUCUCAGCUACAUCUACUCAACGGUGCCAUUGCACCUCGCCUCCACCGCCGCGAUCGACCUCCGCCUCGUCACCCCCGGCUACCGGCAGCUACAGCCUACGCUCCCCCCAUCCGCCGCGUGCAAUGCCGCGCUCCUCUACGGCCGCAUGUACCUCCCCAAGGGCACGCUCGAGGCACUGUACCUGCGGCGCCUCGGCGCCACCACCCAGGUCCGCGUCACCGCCGUCAGCGACUCGCAGCUGAAGCAUGGCGGCUCCGUCAUGGGCAUCCUGCAGCACGACACUGGCCGCUGGUGCAGCGAGUACCUGUACUCGACGGAUGUGGCGCUGCUCGGCUGGCGCGGGUUGUAUAAUUUUGGCCGCGACACGGUUGAGGAGGGUGCUAGCGAUAGGCCCGUGUGGAGGUGCAGCGCCGGCGCGGAACUGUACUAUGGCGUUUUGAAUAAGAGUGCUGGGAUGUCCACUGGGCUCAGAUACACCACGCUACCAUCGCACCCCGGGAUCCCGCUGACGAUGACGCUGACGCUCAAUCCGCUGAUGGGCCACCUGUCGGCGACGUACGCGCUGCUUGCGGGGGAGUCCACCGCGUUCGCGACCAGGUUCGAGUUCAACAUGUACUCGUACGAGAGCGACCUGGUGCUCGGCUGCGAGCUGUGGCGCGGGAAGGGCGAGGAGGGGGCGGAGGGGGUGUUGAAAGCGAAGGUUACGAGGAACGGGAGCGUCGGGCUGCUGUGGGAGGGUAGGUUUAAGGAGCUGCUUUUCUCGGUCGGCGGGUUAGUGGAUUUUGGGGGCAGGGGCGGCGUAGUUAAGGUGCUGGGGGUAGAGCUGUCGUACUCUUCGUAGGGAUAGGUAUUGAAGCAUUUGAGCGGGCGUUUGGGGGUGGGGAUUUACUUGCGGUGGUGAUGAUGCACUCGUGCAUAUUAUACUGGCAUCUUUGAUGGGAUCUCGUUGGUUACUCCGAUAGCAGUGGGCUGCAUCUCGUCAACCACAGUACCGGGCGGAGAUGAUUCUUAUCCA